GGCAGGAGCGGCGGCGCCUCCACGUGGGGCGGAGGGAGGCACCGGGCGAGGAUGGCGGCGGCGGGCGAGGCGGGGAGCCGCGGGGAGGCCGCUCCCGCCGCCAGGAAGAAGGCCGGGCGGCCGCAGCGCUACUGGGACGGUGAGCCUGGAGGGGCCGGAGGCGAUGGGGCGGCGGCCCCUCCGAAGACCAAGAGGGCCCGGCGGCCGCGGAGGACGCAGAAGGCGGGCAAAAGGCGGAUCUCGGGGAAGGAGGACCCCUUCCCUGGAGCCCCUGACCCAGUGGGGCCGGAGAGAGCGAGGAAGUUCCAGAGAGGAGCCCCACAGCAGCUGGAGGAGGUGUCCAGUGAGCGGCUGAAGCACCGGCUGGCCUCCCAGGAGGAGAAGGCCCGAGCGGCCGCUCGCCAGGCAGCCCGGAUGGAGCUGCUGCUGCUGGAGGAACCCGGGUUCCUGGAGGGGGAGGAGGAGGAAGACACCUGCACCGUCUCCCAGGCCGAGAUCGCUGCUGCCGUCGAUCUGGCUGCCAGUGCAAAGCAUUUUGAGCUGCGCCUGGAUCGUUUCGGCCCCUACCGGCUGAGUUACACGCGGAACGGCAGGCAUCUCCUCCUGGGGGGCCGCCGGGGCCACGUGGCUGCCCUGGACUGGCAGACGAAGGCCCUGAUGUGUGAGAUCAACGUCAUGGAGACCAUCACAGACCUCACGUGGCUGCACACGGAGACCCUCUUUGCCGUGGCCCAGCGGAAGUGGCUUUACGUCUAUGACCAGCAAGGCGUGGAGCUGAACUGCCUGAAGUGCUUCAACGGCGUCCAGCGCAUGGAGUUCCUGCCCUACCACUUCCUGCUGGCCACAGCGAGCGAGUCCGGCUUCCUGCAGUACCUGGACAUCUCGGUGGGGAAGGAGGUGGCCACCAUCUGCACCAAGGCUGGCCGGCUAGCAGUGAUGGCCCAGAACCCCUCCAACGCCAUCGUCCACCUGGGGCACAGCAACGGGACGGUGACCCUCUGGAGCCCAAGCGCCAAAGCCCCCCUGGCCCGGAUGCUGUGCCACCAGGGGGCCGUGAGGGCCGUGGCCAUCGACCCCUCCGGGAGCUACAUGGCCACCUCGGGGCUGGACCACAAGCUCCACAUCUACGACCUCCGGGCGUAUCGGCGCCUCCACUCUCUGCUGCUGCCCUGUGGGGCUGGGCUGCUGGACUUCAGCCAGCGGGGGCUCUUGGGGGCCGCCUGCCAGGACGUGGUGCAGGUGUACAAGGACGUCUCGGUCGGCCCGCCCCAGAAGCCCUACCUGUGCCACAGGCUGCCCAGCCCCUCCCACGGCCUCCGCUUCUGCCCCUUCGAGGACGUGCUGGGCGUGGGGCACGAGCAGGGCUUUGCCAGCCUUCUGGUCCCAGGCGCUGGGGAGCCCAACUUCGACGCCUUGGAGAACAAUCCCUUCCGCAGCCGCCGGCAGAGGCAGGAGUGGGAGGUGAAAGCUUUCCUGGAGAAGAUCCCAUCGGAGCUGAUCAGCCUGGACCCCACGGAGCUGGGCCGGGUGGACCCCAUUUCCUCCGAGCAGCAGCGCAAGGAGCGGGCAGAGAGGCUGGGCUACGACCCGGAGGCCAAGGAGCCCUUCUCCCCUCGGAGGAAGCUGAAGGGCCGGGACUCGGCAGGCAGCCGGCUGAAGCGGAGGAAGAAAGUGGCCGCCGAGGAACAGCGGGCCCUGGUCCGGAAGAGCUUGGCUGCCAAGGCAGAGGCGCAGCCAGCGGUCCCCAAGACCAAACUCCCCGCGGCCCACAGCUCGGCGCUGGAUCGCUUCCGGAAAUAGCGGGCAGAGGACUCUGGCAUCCCUGCCACACGCAGGACGGUGGCUGUGGGCGGCUGCGGCUCUGGACGGCCGUGCGCUGGACAGCUGGGCCCCAUGGACCUUCCCCGAGACUCCUCGGGGGCUUUUUUGGACUCUGGACCUUUGCCUGAAUACAGACUUGUGAUUGGU
Molecule: messenger RNA, 1968 nt
Organism: Thamnophis elegans (Western terrestrial garter snake)
Lineage: Eukaryota; Metazoa; Chordata; Lepidosauria; Squamata; Natricidae
Gene: WDR46
Product: WD repeat domain 46
Exons: 16
Coding region: 52-1800 (582 amino acids)
Biological process (GO): maturation of SSU-rRNA from tricistronic rRNA transcript (SSU-rRNA, 5.8S rRNA, LSU-rRNA)
Cellular component (GO): nucleolus; small-subunit processome; 90S preribosome
Molecular function (GO): protein binding
Source: RefSeq, a predicted model, not a curated record